AUGGGGGAUGACCCAUACACCACUCGGCCGAGUCUGAGACUUGAAUUCAUUGACGAGGAAGAAGGACUCAUGGGAUCCAGAAGACACCCAAGACACCCAGUAUCAGGAUCAACUAGAGCGGGCCACAGAGAGUCUAUAGAGUUGAAAGUCCACGUGCCCACGAUCUUUGAAAUUGCCAAUGAAUUGAACGACUUAGUACUGGAAAUACGUCGACAAACAGAUACUCUAAACACCAUGUACAAGAAGCUUAUUAUAGUAGGUAAGCAGGAGAGGAAAGAAGUUGAAGGGAAGAUUGAAAAUACCAAUUACGAGAUUUUAAAGCGAUUUGAAAGCUGCUAUAUACUUGUGAAGAAGUUUUCCUAUUUAGGUAACAAUUGGCAGAAAUUAUCACUUGAUUAUGGACCAUCUGAUCUUCAGAUAUUGCAUAAUUAUCAAAAGACAUAUGCAUCUACCAUCCAAGAGCUAUCUCUACUGUUUCGGAACAUUCAGAACAACUAUAUAAAGUUCUUAAAAGAUGACGACGACGAUGAUGAUGAUGGCGGUGGUAAUAACUUCCGUCUGACAUCUAAUGUUAACCUCUUGCUUGAAGAAGAAGAAAGUCAUAAAGUAUCAUCAUCAAAUCAUUUAGACAAAUACUCCAAACAACUCCUUCAACAAGUCCAAGCACAACCCUCUCAAGUUGUACAACAACGAGAACGGGAAAUUUCCAAAAUAGCCAUGGGGAUCCUUGAGAUUCUGACUAUCUUCAAAGAAAUGGAAUCUAUGAUUGUUGAUCAAGGGUCCUUAUUGGAUCGAAUUGAUUAUAAUCUCCAGAAUACUCUUGUGGAUCUAAAGAAGGCAGAUAAGGAGUUAAUAAAGGCUCAACUGUAUCAGAAACGGACUACUAAAUGUAAGUUGAUCUUUUUGCUUACGUUGAUAGUGUUAGGUUUGAUGAUAGUGGUUAUUGUAAGACCUCAUCAUACCGUUGAAUACGUGGAUAAACCGGCCCUGGAACAACCUCAACCUGAGCCUGAACCGGAAUCGGAAGAGCCUCAAUCACAGCCCGAAAAACCUUAA
Molecule: messenger RNA, 1056 nt
Organism: Lizanozyma spartinae
Lineage: Eukaryota; Fungi; Ascomycota; Pichiomycetes; Serinales; Debaryomycetaceae
Gene: TLG2
Product: Tlg2p
Exons: 2
Coding region: 1-1056 (351 amino acids)
Biological process (GO): intracellular protein transport; vesicle-mediated transport; vesicle fusion
Cellular component (GO): endomembrane system; membrane; SNARE complex
Molecular function (GO): SNARE binding; SNAP receptor activity
Source: RefSeq, a predicted model, not a curated record